Meleagris gallopavo (turkey) is the source of this 261-nucleotide messenger RNA. NCBI's taxonomy places the organism in Eukaryota, Metazoa, Chordata, Aves, Galliformes, Phasianidae. The record is from RefSeq and is a predicted model, not a curated record.
AUGUUCAUGCUGGAGGAGGUUGAAAAGCAGAACUCUAACCACAAGGCCUGGCUGCUCAUCCACAAGUGUGUCUACAAUGUCACCUGCUUUCUACAGGAGCAUCCAGGUGGAGAAGAGUUUUUGCUUGAACGAGCCGGCAGAGAUGCCACAGAGAGCUUACAUGAUGUGAGGGAAAUGCUCAAGCAUUACUACAUAGGGGACAUCCACUCAGAUGAUUGCAAACAAGGUUCUAAAGAUCAAAAUAGGUCAUCCUUGGGAUAA